Messenger RNA from Dibothriocephalus latus, 849 nucleotides. The record is from the annotation of a GenBank genome assembly. NCBI's taxonomy places the organism in Eukaryota, Metazoa, Platyhelminthes, Cestoda, Diphyllobothriidea, Diphyllobothriidae.
GAUUUCGCAAGCUGCGAAUUUAGCAACGAGGCAACGGAAAAAUGCAACAGUGGGAAGGAGCAGGCAAAAGGAAAGGUCUCGAAACGGUUUCACAUAAAACGGCCAAUGAACGCCUUUAUGGUAUGGGCUCGUGAGGAGCGACGGAAAAUACUGAAGGCCUGUCCGGAUAUGCACAACAGCAACAUUUCCAAGAUUCUAGGCGCCAAGUGGAAGGCAAUGUCGACGGAGGAGAAGAAGCCCUACUACGAGGAACAGUCGCGACUGAGUCGCAAACACAUGGAGGAGCAUCCUGACUAUCGGUAUCGUCCGCGGCCCAAGAGAACCUGUAUCGUCGAUGGACGUAAACUGCGAAUCUCCGAGUAUAAGGAGCUCAUGCGGUCUAGGCGCACGGACAACAGAAAACAGUGGUUCGGACCCGAGGGUGGGGACACCCAGCGCAUUAGCAGCUCUCUGAAUGAGAACCUCGAGGACCCCACCGCCGUGCUCCACCUGCCGGUGCAGUUUGGACGCUUUGAUGACGAGGAGGAGGAUGUCCACAUGGAAGUGAGCGAACUGUUGAGCAGUGCGUCACCCAGCCCUGCUGGCACACGAACUCCGGAGGUCAGUCAUAACACAAGAAGUGAAACGGCGCCGGACCAACAGCAACAGCAGGAGGAACAACACACAGAGGCAGCUGAGGCAGGAAGAUCCCCCAGCUCUCAGUACUCCCCUCUCUGUCCAGAAGUGAACUUCCACCACCCCAGACUCCAGCUGCAGUCCGUUGACGAAUACGGUGUUGGUGUCUGUUCAAAAGAAUCUGUCACCGAGACGCCAGAGGCAGUGCGACAGUCAUCUUCCAUAUUUUCUUAA